UCAUUCCGUGUGCCGUGACGCGUGAUUAUCUUUUUUCUCGCUGUCGUCAUGUUCGUAUAGAAAUUAACUUAUGCGAAGCGGAGUGUUAAUUUUUGCUAGUGAUUGUUAAAAUAUGAAAAUAAGUUAAAACCUUUUGUGAAUAUAUUAGUUAUACAAAUGUGGCGCUUAAGCCAUUUUUAUGGUAUAAAAAUUUCUCAUAAGAACAGAAAGUAUAGCAUUUCCUGCACACCGCAGAAAGCUUCAAACAUAUUUGAAGCUUUCGUGGUGGGUUUAAUGGAACUAUGAACCUGGACCCUCUAACUUCUGCUUUGACACAGAUCAGUAAUUUGGUCAUUAAUUUGAACAAAAAGAAUUAUAGUCAGAACACCCGUGAGAUCCAUCAGCUUGUGAAGCAAUUUGGUUUAGAAGCAAAUAGACAUCUUUUUCGUUGUCUGUUUUCUUUGGUGGAUUUUGGAGACAUAUCAAGUGCAGGAGGCAAAGGUUCUGCGCAGGCGCAACUGCUCAGUGCAGAGUGCGGAUCACUGCUCAAUAACCCUGCCCUUGUCUCCUUUGUCUGUUACGCUAUUGACAAUCCUUUCACGAGCCAAAAGAAUUUAAAGCCAACAUCAGAACUUCUAAAACAAAUUUCACGUACUUUAUCACUGACCACUCUUCAGGAAGUUGUAAUAUCAUUGUCACUGUUACACUCAACGAAUCCUGACACAGUAAAUAUUGCUGCUGUCCAUUUGAAAGUGAAAUUUCCUGAUCUGAUUAAACCUUACAUUGACUCUGAUAGUCAUCGGGGUCAAGAAGAAGGUGGUUUGCAUGAUACAAGUCCAGAAGUUCUGCAGUUGAUUUUGACCAGUCUAUCAAGAGGACAAAAUAUUAAGCUCGGAAUACCGGAUAUAACACACAGCCUUUUUCUUACAAAUCUGUGCAGGGACUUUCCCCGAGAUAGGGUACCCUUAAUUUUAGCACCAUUUCUUUAUCCUGAAGAUACUGAACCUUCUUGUGAGAGUAUGAGCUCGGUUGAAAAUAAUUUAGUCACAGCUGCCAUAAUGGAUAGAACGUGGUCUGAAAUGCUUUUGGAAUCAGGCUAUGCUUUUACAUCUUCUGUUGAAGAUUGUAGAACUACUUUGAUGAGUGGUCGGGAGUUAACCCCAACCGAUGUUGCCAAAAUGAUAUCUAUGAUGGCGAGGACUCAUACAAAUCUAUCUGAAGGCAUGGUAUUGCAAACACCUGGUACUUUUUGGCCAAAUUCAACAGAAAAUAAAGAAAAACCAGUCACUAAUGCAUCAGGUGAUCAUCCAACAUCAUGGAAACCAGAGAUCUUCAUACAAGCUUUAAAGGAAGUGGUGCCCAAUUUGAAUUGGAAAGAGGUUUGCAUGCAGCUGGACCAUCCAGAAUUCAUGAUUAAAGAUAGACAAGCUCUCUCAACAUUAUUCACACUAUUGCGAUUAGGUUUGCAAUCAGCUGGUUGUCAUCAGAAUGUUUUCCCAGUUGAAUGCAUUUAUCGGCAUUGGAGUAAUGUUGAGGGUCAGUUGAGUCUUAUAACUAAUAUUCUCAAGAAUCCUGAUAUAUUCUCAUUUGCGGAUCAUCCAUAUGCUCAAGUUCAUAUUGACUUGCUAAAAUCACCACCUGAGACUGACAACAAAGACAUUGCUUCCUGGAGAUCUCUACAUUUAAUUGAGGUACUACUUUAUAUUGCUGAAAGUGGGUUUUAUCCACAGGCCCAGGAGCUCUUCAAGACACCAAUUCAACAUUGUCCUGAUGUAUUAGUACUUGCUUUGUUACAAAUCAGUCCGCCUGUUACAGUCUUUCGUCAAGAAUUGUUAACUAAUUUGAUGCCUAUAUUUUUGGGAAACCAUCCAAAUGGAGCUACAAUAUUACAUAAUGCUUGGCAUUCUCAGAAUAUUGCUAUAAAACCAGUGAUAAUGCAUGCUAUGGCGGAGUGGUACCUUCGAGGAGAACACGAUCAGUCAAGAUUAUCACGUAUUUUAGAUGUAGCUCAAGAUUUAAAAGCUCUGUCCAUGUUAUUAAAUGCCAGAUCAUUUAUGUUUGUUAUAGAUUUGGCUUGCUUAGCUUCUCGCAGAGAAUAUUUGAAGCUCGAAAAAUGGUUGACAGACAAAAUUAGAGAGCACGGCGAAACAUUUGUGUCAGCUAUUAUUAAAUUUCUUCAGCGACGUUGUCCUCAAAUUAUGGGGAACAAAGUGAUAGAUGACCAGAUUCCAAAAGCAGCACAAUUACCACAUGAGACUAUCACUACAAUGUUAGCUUGUUUGCAAGUUUGUAUAGGCAGUAUACAGCAAGAGUUAUCUGAUGCCAUAAUAACUAUGGCAACUAAUUGUUCUUUAAUGUUAAGUGCUUCAAGGCAGGCUCCUCCUCCGGGUGUUUUAAGGCAACAUAGGGCAUUAGAUACCCCUUUUAAUCCAUCUAGUCUUGGUGGGCAGAUUUUCAAUGCUUCUAAUGUAGAUUCACUGGCCAAUUUAAGUUCUAAUCUGGCCAACAUGAAUUUGGGAGCACCUGCCAACACUACUUUCAAUCUUCCUGCAUCAUUAGGGCCAUUGGUUUCAUCUACUUCUGGAUCGCCUCCUAGAUUGGUAGGAGCGGGACCUUCAAAUAGUCCUUUUCCAAUUUUAUCUCUACAGCACGCAGGUGCCGUAGGAGCAGGUCCUGCUAUUGUUCAAGGAGUUAAUUCUAUAGCUAGCUUAGGGAGAAUGGGUCCCACCCCUGGUUUAGAUAAGCCAAGAAUUGUUAAUGAGGCACCUAUAUUGUUUCCUGAUAUGGGUCAAAAUGUUACUAAAGAGGUUGAAGAUGAGGCUAAUAGUUACUUUCAGAGAAUUUACAAUCAUCCCCCUCACCCUACUUUAACUAUUGAUGCUGUUUUAGACAUGCUUAAGAAAUUCCAAGAUUCCGAGCUUAAACAUGAACGUGAAGUAUUUAACUCACAAUUGUUUGGAGGAAUCAUUGAAAGAGGAUUGGUUUCUAGUUAUAUGGCUUUAGGAAUGGCUUUGCGAUUUGUUUUAGAUGCAUUACGAAAACCUGAAGGUUCUAAAAUGUAUUAUUUUGGUAUAGCUGCUUUGGAUCGGUUUAAGACAAGAUUAAAGGACUAUCAUAAAUACUGUGAACAUGUUCGGACUAUUCCCCACUUUAAUGAGUUUCCGCAACAUUUAAUAGAAUAUGUAGAAUAUGGUUUGCAAAGUGCUGAACCGCCUAAUAAACCACAAGGACCAGUUUUGCCUGCUAGCUUAUCAGCUAUGCUGUCAAAUAAUACUUCCACCAGCCAUUAUCGUACAUCAGUUGUCACAACCCCUAUUAGUACAUCGACUGUUACAAAACCUGCACCAGUAAAUACUGCAACUGCAUCUAUAAGUUCAUCAAGACCUUCUAUUGCAGUAGCUACCAAUAUUGAUACUCUUCUGGUAGCUACAGAACGAGAGGAAAAAAUGACAGCACCUCCAGAAAAUAUCCAAGAUAAGACUGCUUUCAUCUUUAAUAAUUUAAGUCAACUCAAUUUACAAACUAAAUGUGAUGAAAUUAGAGAAAUUAUAACCGAAGAAUAUUGGCCAUGGAUAUCUCAAUAUUUGGUCAUGAAGCGUGCGUCAAUAGAAUUGAACUUUCAUGCAUUGUAUUCUAAUUUCCUAGAUUGUUUAAAGAUACCUGCAAUAAAUCAUUUAGUCACAAAAGAGACUUUUAGAAAUAUUAAAGUGCUUCUUCGUUCUGAUAAAGGAAUUGCAAAUUUUUCUGAUAGGUCAUUGUUGAAAAAUUUGGGUCAUUGGUUAGGUAUGUUAACAUUAGGACGAAAUAAACCUAUUCUCCAAAUCGACAUUGAUAUAAAGUCACUGUUAGUUGAAGCUUAUGUUAAAGGCCAACAAGAAUUGCUUUAUGUUGUGCCUUUUGUCGCUAAAGUCCUAGAAUCUUGUGCUAAGAGUCGUGUUUUCAAGCCACCAAAUCCAUGGACCAUGGGUAUAAUGAAUGUGUUGGCUGAACUGCAUCAAGAGCAAGAUCUAAAAUUGAACUUGAAAUUUGAGAUUGAAGUUUUGUGUAAAAAUCUCAGCAUAGAUGUAGCUAAUUUAAAACCUGCUAUAUACCUAAAAGAUCCUGAUCGAGUUCAGAAGUUAGAAUAUCAAUUAUCCCAUCCAAAUAAAAUGAAGGAAAUUACUGCACCAAAUGCAUCAACUCCUUUAGUUCCCAGUACUGCUACGGUUACAGAUGACAUUUCUACUGUUGCAUCUGUGACCCCCACAAAUGUUGGUGCUACUAGUGAUUCAUCAGUUGGAGGCUCAGUUAAUGUAGGGCCUCCAGAGCCCAGAUUCAGUUAUUGGGAUAUCACUAUAAAUUCCACAGCUUGUUUAGCUCAACAUAUCACCGUAAGUCCCAUGAUUCAGCUCUUUCAAUCUCAUCCACAUCUGAAGUUGUACAUUCGUGGCUCUAUUGAGAGAGCGAUUCAAGAAUGGAUUUUGCCAGUUGUAGAUCGUUCCAUUAAAAUAGCACUGACUACUAGUGAACAAGUAGUACGUAAAGACUUUGCAUUAGAUCCAGAUGAAGUAAGAAUGCGCACUUCGGCGCAUCACAUGGUCAGGAAUUUAGCUGCUGGCAUGGCAAUGAUCACAUGUCGUGAUCAGCUUUUAUCUUCUAUCAACACCAAUUUAAAGACAGCUUUUCUAAAUGCUAUGGUCAAUGCAACACCACAACAAAAAGAAGUAGUUGAAAGUGCUGCAACGCAGUUGGCUGCAGACAACAUGGAGUUGGCUUGUGCAUAUGUUCAAAAGACGGCAGUUGAGAAAGCAAUUUUAGAGAUUGAUAAACGCCUCGUAAAUGAUUAUGAACUGAGAAAGAUUGCAAGAAAUGAGGGAAGGAGGUAUUGUGACCCAAUGGCUUUAACCUACCAGGCAGAGAGAAUGCCUGAACAAAUAAGAUUAAAAGUUGGUGGAAUAUCUAGCUCUCAAAUGGCAGUUUAUGAAGAAUUUGCAAGAAAUAUCCCAGGAUUCUUGCCUCUGAAUGAUAGAGAUGCUGCUUCUUUAUUUAUUCCUAAAGCCACGCAGCAAGAUUCCUUACCUGUAACUCCAUUUCCUCAAUCAACUGCAACCGUUGUACCACCUAAUCAACCAACUCCAAUAUCCUAUGGGCUGGAUGAAAUGAGUGCUAUAUAUGAUAAGCUUUUUAUCGACAUUGAGAAGUUUCUCAGCUCUCCAUUGACAAUGACUCUGACCUUACAAGCCACAUUAACCCAUGGUCUCUUAGAAUGUUUGUUACUAGCCAGAAGAUCAAGGGAGGUAGCCUCUGCAUGCAAUUUGCUACAAAGAGCAGUUGAAGGUUUACUUGAAGGUUUAACACCCAUGCCUGAAAGCCCUGAGCCAAUGAUCAGAUUUCGGGAACUACACAUGCGGGUCUUGAAAAUGCUGCAAGAUCCACGCGCCUAUGGUAUUCAAUGGACUAGUAAACAAGUUACAAGGUGCUUACAAGAAUGUAGAGAAGAAGUGCGAUACAACUUAGAUGCUAUUGACUGUCUUAUAAGGGCAAAUCUUGUCAAUAUGCAGCAGUAUGACAUAAUUAUUGCCCAGUGCAUGGACAAUGGAAACAAUUAUAUGGCUGUGACUUUUGCAAUGUCCUUAGUGCAAUUGUAUUUGAUUGAUGAAAGAUUGAGCGCACAUGUUUCGGAAGCUGAUUUGUUCAAUACUAUUGAUAUGUUAGCUAGAAUGGCUGUUCAUUCUCGUCAGCCACCUGAAGGUCUUGCCACUCUGUUGGAUAUGUUGAGAGCAACACACGAGACAAAUAAUUUCCUAGGUGAUAGAGCACCUGGAGGCCCUACUGCUCAAAUACAUAGUGGCAUUUUGCAAGUUAGGGCUGCUGAUGAUGACCCACCGGGUUUAUUGGAUAAAACAGACGUACUUCUCAGAGACUGGGUACAAAUAUAUCAUACAUCACAAGCCGCUAGAGAUCCAACAAAGGCUUUUAGUGUUUUUGUUCAUCAAAUGAAUGUUAAUGGGAUAUUAAAAACAGAUGAUCUCAUAACUCGCUUUUUCCGUCUUUCAACACAGAUUUGCGUUGAUGUUGUGUAUCGCAACUUAAAUGAUCAAUCAUUGACCCCAACUCUACUUCGUGCUAAAAGCUUUUCAUGGUUGGAUGCUUUUGUAAGAUUGGUAUCUCUACUUGUAAAACAUUCGGGAGAUUCUGGUAAUACAAGCACAAAAAUUAAUCUUCUCAAUAAAGUUUUGGGUAUUGUGGCUGGGUGCUUGCUACAGGAUCAUGAAAGUCAUGGUACAGGCUUUCAACAACUCCCAUAUCAUAGGAUAUUCAUUAUGCUUUUUUUGGAGCUUAAUGCUCCUGAACCUGUUCUGGAUAGCAUUAAUUUCCAGGUGUUGACAGCUUUCUGUCAUACUUUGCAUAUUUUGAGGCCAACAAAGGCUCCAGGAUUUUGCUAUGCUUGGUUGGAAUUAAUAUCUCAUAGAAUAUUUAUCGGGAGAAUGCUUGCCAUCACUCCUCAACAAAAGGCUUGGGGAAUGUAUGGUCAACUUUUGAUUGAUCUAUUCAGAUAUCUAGCUCCAUUCUUACGAAAUGCGGAACUGGCUAAACCUGUUCAGCUACUGUACAGGGGAACCUUGAGAGUUUUGCUUGUAUUAUUACAUGAUUUCCCAGAAUUUUUAUGUGAUUAUCAUUAUGGCUUCUGUGAUGUGAUUCCCCCAAAUUGUAUUCAGAUGCGAAAUUUAAUUUUAUCAGCAUUUCCUCGCAACAUGAGAUUACCUGAUCCUUUUACCCCAAACUUGAAAGUGGACAUGCUAACAGAAAUAUCGCAUGCACCAAGGGUAAUGACUAAUUAUGCAGCUCUUAUUCAGCCUAUCAGCUUCAAGAAAGAUUUGGACUCUUACCUUAAAGCUCGGGCUCCGGUUACUUUUUUAUCGGAGUUGAGAAGCAACAUGCAAAUUUCUAAUGAACCAGGAUUGAGGUACAACAUACCAUUGAUGAAUGCUGUUGUUUUGUAUGUUGGCACACAAGCUAUAGCGCAUAUUAGAAGCAAAGGACAAACACCAAAUAUGUCCACAAUUGUUCAUAGUGCACAUAUGGAUAUUUUCCAAAAUCUUGCAGUAGAUUUAGAUAAUGAAGGACGAUAUUUGUUUUUAAAUGCAAUUGCUAAUCAAUUAAGAUAUCCCAACAGCCAUACACAUUAUUUUAGUUGUGCAUUGCUGUAUUUGUUUGUUGAGGCGAAUACAGAAGCUAUUCAAGAACAAAUAACAAGGGUAUUACUGGAAAGAUUGAUUGUAAAUCGUCCUCAUCCAUGGGGUUUAUUGAUAACAUUCAUAGAAUUGAUUAAAAAUCCUUCAUACAAAUUUUGGGACCAUGAUUUUGUUCACUGUGCUCCAGAAAUCGAGAAGCCUAUUGCCAAAUUCAAAACAGCAGCUGUUUUAUGUUCUAACAUUCCCUUGAUUCCUGAUGGUCAAAUCCCUGCCUAUCGAUUUCCUCAGAGAGCAGCUUCUUCAUCAUUAGCAUCAAAGAACUCUAAAGCACUGUGAUGAUCAUUAUGCUUAUACUUACUGAGCAUGCUUGUGUGGAUUUUCUAAUGCUUUGCUUGCCUCGAUAACAAUGGAAAAUGUUUACAGCAUUAAAAAAUCGUGACAUUG
Molecule: messenger RNA, 7598 nt
Organism: Ctenocephalides felis (cat flea)
Lineage: Eukaryota; Metazoa; Arthropoda; Insecta; Siphonaptera; Pulicidae
Gene: Not1
Product: CCR4-NOT transcription complex subunit 1
Exons: 14
Coding region: 282-7490 (2402 amino acids)
Biological process (GO): nuclear-transcribed mRNA catabolic process, deadenylation-dependent decay
Cellular component (GO): CCR4-NOT core complex; P-body
Molecular function (GO): molecular adaptor activity
Source: RefSeq, a predicted model, not a curated record